Molecule: messenger RNA, 2169 nt
Organism: Orbicella faveolata
Lineage: Eukaryota; Metazoa; Cnidaria; Anthozoa; Scleractinia; Merulinidae
Product: protein argonaute-2-like
Biological process (GO): signal transduction
Molecular function (GO): protein binding; RNA binding
Source: RefSeq, a predicted model, not a curated record
UUACAAAUAAUUAGCUUAGAGUAUACUUUGACACUGAAUUGCUGAUUUGGAAAGAUAAUCUUGGUUUUUAUCUGAGGCAAACUGAACUCAUUGGGCCUGGCUGCAAGUGUUUGCUUACAUCUCGGGUUGAAAGAGAUCCUCCUCCUUGUUAAACAGGCUAAAUUUGGUCUAAAGUUGUUGUCAACAAUAAAUUGAAUUUUCUGAUAUGCAGUAUCCAUGCAUCAUAGGGGCCGGGUCUUGAAUAUACUCAAUUGCUGGUGCCAGAGCCAAAUUUCUGUUGUGUGUAGUGUAGGUGAAUACUAGACUGCUGACAGUAAUUUUCAUAUAGAGCCUAUUUUGGAUCCUAAGGUGCACUUUUAUUUCUUUCAUAUGUUCAUCGUAUUUGUUCUACUCUGGUAAUGUUAUUUUCUGUAACCAAUGUUACACUUAUGUAUGCAUUUGGAAUAACAAACUGAGUAGCUUUUACCCGUGGCUCAGUAUAAAGUAUCAAUUUUUUUUUUUUAUAUAAAUAAGACCCUCCUUUUUGUCUUUUUUUGCAAUUUUGAAAAGUUUGCAAUAAUUUGUGCAAAGUUAAGUGUAAUUAAUCAUCUUGUAGUUGACAUCUCCAGGGCUACACUGUAUUAUAGAAUGAGGGGAGAGUAAUAAGCUUUGAGGUUUUAAUUUUGGAUGCUUAUUAAAUCUCUUGACCCACAAUAAUUAGAUUCCUUUGAUUCAUUUCAAAAUUGCGUGUUUUUAUUAAGGACCCUCUGGCAGUCAGCUGCCUACUGGCCACAUGCCACAAGAAAGAGUGACAGGAGAAGUACCUGGUGCUACUGCGGAUGUAUAUAGUGGAAUUUCAGCCAAAAAUCAAGACGAUUCCACUGGUCCAGGAGUGAAAGGAAAUCUAAAACGGAAAAGUUCAGAAUCAAGUCCAAGUCCGGACAAAGGUAAGAUUCCCUGUGCUAGAGACACCAGCAGAAACUCAGGGAAUCAAGAUACUCAAGAACAAGGAGAGAGAAAGAACAGAUAUAUGGAAGAGAAGAUUGAAGAGUUGUUAUCGCAGAGAUUGUUUGAUCUCUCUACAGAUAUAGGGAUACAUCACUUCUGUACACACUUAGUCGGAGAAUUUUACCUAAUGGAUACGAAUUUUCAAAGGAGUAAAAUUAAAGGUUAGUUCUCAUAUAAUCAACCCAACCGUUUUGAUCACUGCUAUCGUUUGCAGCCGCCGAGACGAUCGUACAUGUAGGUGAUCCAGGCGAUUGGGAGCAAUAAGGGGGUUCUCAUGUGAUCGCCCCGAUCAUCUGGUAUGAGCAAAGCGUGGGGUAAAGGCCUAGGCCCUCACUCCCACCCUCCUUCCUCCUUGAAUUGCGGAGAAAUUCAAAAGAUCCGUGAUUCAAAAGAUUAUACGUCAAAUGUUACCAUGGAAACAUUUUACAGUUGGAAAGACUUGAAAUUUGGAUCUGGCACGAAUUGAUCUCUUUACAGUUUUAUUGCUACUUAUAAUGUCUGGAUUAUGAUACAAAACUAAAGGUGAUUUCAAGAAGGCAUUAUCACAUAUUGGCGACGUUGGGAGAAAAUAUAUUCUCGUAUUGGGCUUCAUCAUUCCAUAACUCUGCCCAAUACAAGAGUGUAUUUUCUUUUAACUAGGCGCCAAUGUAUUCCAGUAUUACCGUCUCAAAGUCGCACUUAGUUUAGAAUAUUUAUGGUCAUUUCAUGCCUUAUUUGUACCCAACACUAACUGAAGUACAUGUAGGAUAACAUUCUUUUAACAUGGGUGUGUUCUGUGAAUUCAUAUGUGAAAUAUUAUUUAUUUGAACUGUAAAGAAAGAUAUCAAGACAUGAUUGAUCAUCACAGUUACACACACAACUUAAGCAGUUGUGAAACUGAAAAAAAUUUAGGCCUGAACUGGACUCAAACCCGUGACCUCUGCGAUACCAGUGCAGUGCUGUACCAACUGCACUACCAAGCCAAUUGGGAGUUGGUCAUGUGAGUUCAUAAUAUACCUGCAGAUGGUGAAGAAUACAACUGCAUAUAUGAGAGAUCAUAUAUUUGAACUGCGGAGAAAGAUUUGAAUACAUAAUUGAUCGUCACAGUCAUAAACAAUCAUGUCUCCAUAUGGCUUUGUACAUAACGUGGAUGUAUAAGCAUUGAAAAUUAAAGUUGACUUGACUAUAAUCACAGGAUGUGGG